Molecule: messenger RNA, 2098 nt
Organism: Scatophagus argus
Lineage: Eukaryota; Metazoa; Chordata; Actinopteri; Scatophagidae
Gene: tmbim6
Product: testis enhanced gene transcript (BAX inhibitor 1)
Exons: 10
Coding region: 288-1001 (237 amino acids)
Biological process (GO): cellular response to unfolded protein; negative regulation of endoribonuclease activity; negative regulation of RNA splicing
Cellular component (GO): mitochondrial membrane
Molecular function (GO): enzyme binding
Source: RefSeq, a predicted model, not a curated record
UGCAGUGAUUACAAAAUAAUAGACUUAUUCAUAUGUGCUUAAUAUCGACGUGAAUAAUCACUAUUUUCAAUUUUACCUUCGGGGAUUGAGGCCACAAAUUUCUGGGCGUUUCCAUUGUGACAUCAUGUGAGCUGACUGACACGUACUGUUUUGUUAAAAAAAAGGAAAGCAGGAAGAAGAAAGGCAGUCAAACAGAAAGCUGAGAGAAAGCUAGGAAAGCUAACAGAGGAGAGAGUCGUUGUCCAGUGAAGAAUCUCUGCAGACCUCUGGCCCUCCCUGGUUCCAUCAUGAACGUGUUUGACCGCAACAUCAACAUCGACGCCCUCUUCAAGUUCUCCCAGAUAUCUCAUUCCACCCAGGCGCACUUGAAGAAUGUGUACUCAAGCCUGGCAGUUUGUAUGUUUGUGGCAGCGGCUGGCUCAUACGUCCACGUCGUCACGCGUUUCUUUCAGGGUGGGAUCCUGUCUGUGCUCGGCUCCCUGGCCUUGAUGUUCUGGCUCGCCAUGACGCCACACAACUCCGAGACGGAGAAGAAGAGACUGGCCAUCCUCGCGGGGUUUGCCUUCCUCACAGGUCUUGGCCUCGGCCCCACACUGGACUUUGUCAUCGCCGUCAACCCGAGCAUCAUCGUGACGGCUUUCAUGGGAACCUCUGUGAUAUUCAUCUGCUUCACUCUCAGCGCUCUUUACGCCAAACGCAGGAGCUACCUGUUCCUCGGAGGCACACUGAUGUCCGGCCUGUCCCUCCUCUUCCUGAUGUCUGUGAUGAACAUGUUCUUUGGCUCCGUCAUGCUGUUUAAGGCGCACAUGUACCUCGGCCUGCUCAUCAUGUGCGGCUUCGUCCUGUUCGACACUCAGCUCAUCAUUGAGAAGGCGGAGAACGGAGACAAGGACUACGUCUGGCACUGCGUCGACUUGUUCCUCGAUUUCAUCACCAUCUUCAGGAAACUGAUGGUCAUCCUCGCCAUGAACGAUAAGGACAAGAAGAAGGAAAAGAAGUAAAGCAAGUUUUAAGCAUCUGGAAAUUCGAAACAAUUUGUCAGACAAGGCACAAAUUGCGACGCACUUGGUGCUUUUCACUUUCUGUCUUCAUUUAUGGAAUUAACUCCUAUGUGGUUCUAUAUUAUUGAAAAUUACUUUUGAUCUAUUUUUUUCAAACUUACAACAAAGGUUGAAUGUAAGUUUUAUGUUAAACUAAUGCUAGUCCCCUCAUGGCUGUGAAUGGAGAGUAGACUCACGCUGCAGUGAAUGCGCUUGGCCUGUAGAGGGCAGCGUUGCCCUAAUGAAGACUCCCAGAAGUUGAGCAGAAGAUUUUUCUUUACUGUUAUUUAGUGCCAUAAAUUAAUGACAUGAUAGGCUCCUUUUUAGUGGGUCGUGUGAGCUUCUGAGACAGAUCUUUGUUUUAUUUGAAGUUCUGUAAUUUCAGUUGUUGAUUUGCUUAUUUAUAGUUUUCCUCUGUUCUCUUUGGUGGAUAUGAUGUUGACAACAGACCUCCUCCCUCCUUCUUGACAGCAAAUUUUGUGUUGGAACCAACAUUUUGAGUAAAAGUGGUGACGCCUGGUAACGCUGACACAAACCAUGAAAGCCUGUCAGACUCACUUAAAGUAGCUUAGGUCAGGAUUUUGGACUUUUGGCUGAUUCUGUGCCAUGUGUCCAUAGUUUUAACAUGGAAAGCAAAGAUUGGUGAGUUAUUCAGUCCUCUCCCCGUGUAAAUUCCUCUGAAUCUCUUAAAUGCUUUCAUAUGAUCAACUGACACAUUAUUAGACCACCGACCCCCCCCUCCCCAUUGAUAAUAUUUUUGCAUUGUAUUAAAGAAAGUCUAUGAAAGCCACAGUAGUCGUACAUUUUGUUUCUUAUGGGUAUAAUUAGGGUGAAAACCAAUUCUUCCGCGUUUUGCUGGAGACCCAGUAAAGGACCGCUGGGGGAGAAUCACUGGUCUGAGUAUCUGUUGUCUAGAAAUUAGUUUGCCAAAUGAUGAUGUUAAUCUUACAAUUUUUUGCAAGUGUAUACUGUGAAGAAUUUAUUUUAUUGAUGUAAAAUUGGAACUAGUAAUUUGAUACAUUUGCUCAAAUAAAUGUGUUGAACGUACUGAAUCAAAA